This is a messenger RNA of Astrephomene gubernaculifera, 1451 nucleotides long. The record is from the annotation of a GenBank genome assembly. NCBI's taxonomy places the organism in Eukaryota, Viridiplantae, Chlorophyta, Chlorophyceae, Chlamydomonadales, Astrephomenaceae.
CACCGCUACACCACCAGGAGCAGCAGCACCCCACCACGGGAGCGUAUGGCUCAUGCGAUGCUGCUGAAGGCGAGCCGCUGCAGGCUGAGUGCCCCAUCUGCAUGAUGCACCUGCUGCCGUUGCCGGAUGACGAUUGGGGUGAGGAUGGGGGGGAAGAGGACGCGGCAGGGCAGAGUGGGGAUGUCGGAGCGAUGGCGGCGGGGGGCGGCUGCAGCGGGCUGAUUCCGGACGUGGUGUGCCCCACCCCGCAGUGCGCCCUGGCCUUCCACUCACCCUGCCUGGCGGAGGGGCUGCGCUCGCUGCCCGACACGCGCGUGUCGUUCAGCCGCCUGUUCGGCAGGUGCCCCUUCUGCAGCAACCCUAUCACCGGACGGGCCUAGACUGGGCGAGUUUCUUUGGAUGAGGGUGACUUGGCGGCCUGCGCAUGUUUCUUUAUUCUUGUCACAUCCUUUUCCAUUAAUGUGAGGCCGGGAGGAUUGGAUAGGGUUGUGGCCUUGCGGGCCGUGGACAGCAAGGUACGUCAGUAGCUGGACUGGUAAGCAUUGUCGCUGAGGGCAUGCGUCGGGCAAAGCCCCUAGCGUGCACGCAUGGGAUAGGCGGCAGCAGGAUGGGGCCGACGGGCCACGAGGGGAAGGAGAUGCAGCAGAAGCAGUACAUGAUCUCAGGAAUGACGGUUGGAGCAUGGCAGUGUUUAUGAUGUACGAUGUACGACAGCUGGAAAUCCUCACCGCUGUCUACGGCAACCGCACUGGAUGUUUGCUGGUGACAGUGGCAUGCGUCUGUUUGGCUCAAGGUGGUAGCCCUGCCGGGACUGUAGCCUAGACCAUCGGCGUGCAACACAAACAAGCAAACGGGGAUACCCGAACCAGAAAUCAACAACCGGGGAUCCGAUAACCCAGUGACGUACGUGAAUCCCAAACACGGUACGAGUGUUGACGGCCGCUUUGCAGUGUGGCCCCGCCGGUGUGUUUUGAGAGACAGAUUUUUUCGAGGGCUCGGAUUGCGUGUUUUUGCCAUGGAGCCGGUGCCCGUCACAUGCCACGCUGUCAAGUACCUUGACCCAUAUGACGGCUGAUAAUGGAUGGCGCUGGAUGGAUGGGGGGGAUGGGAAUGCAUGACGGGGUGAUGUAUGUAUCGGCUUGUAGUACGGGUGGAUGUGGAUUGGACCCUGUACUGGGCGGAGUGUUGGGAGGUUUGGGACAGGGUUCCUUUCUGCUGUAGCUUAGGAUGACACGCACCCGACUCUUGACUCCGAUUCCUGUUAAGGCGCGGUAUGGAAGGAGUCUGAGAAGAGAGGUGGGUGGUGAUGCUGCAGGAAUCGCAGUGAGGGUGAACAAUGCGAGUCGCGGCCUAGCAGCUGCCGCCUUAAGGACGCCGGUUUGAUUCAGACCGCAAUGCGCCGACCUGUGGGACAGACUACAGGCGCUGACGAAUGGAAAGCAAACAAGGCC